Molecule: messenger RNA, 1342 nt
Organism: Vicia villosa (hairy vetch)
Lineage: Eukaryota; Viridiplantae; Streptophyta; Magnoliopsida; Fabales; Fabaceae
Product: FBD-associated F-box protein At4g10400-like
Exons: 3
Coding region: 1-1236 (411 amino acids)
Molecular function (GO): protein binding
Source: RefSeq, a predicted model, not a curated record
AUGGCAAAGGAUACAAAGUUCAAAGCUAUGGUUGAUAGGAUUAGUGAAUUACCAGAUGAGUUACUGACUCGCAUACUCUCUUUUCUUCCUCCUAUAUUUGCUCACACCACCAGUGUUCUUUCCAAGAGGUGGAAACCACUAUGCAAAUUCAUGGUAGUUCUCCAUUUUGAUGAUAAAUUAGUUAAAGGCGAAGAGGAAUUCCAAUGCUUCCGUCGCUGUGUUGACAAAGUCAUGCUAUCCCCAGACAUGAAUAACCAACCUAUUAGAGCCUUUCACCUUAACUGUUGCCAUCCUGAAUUAUUACUUUUCAACCAUGAUCAAUGGAUUGAAGCUGCAAAACUGCGUGGCGUCGAGGACCUCCAACUCUCCUUGUUUCAUUUCUAUACUGCUUUCGAAAUUUAUAUGUCGCACUCCAAUUCCUUGGUGGAUGAUUUUAUCUCCGUAGCACCCAACAACAUUUUUAGUUGCCGAACCCUUGUGAUUCUCAAACUCGAGAGGUUAUGUAUGGCGGGAAAUAUUUUGUCGGUUGAUCUUCCCUCGCUUAAAACCCUUCAUUUGAAAAGUGUUUAUUUACAAAAUUCAGACGAUCUCAAGAAGUUGAUAUCUAAAUCAUUGGUUCUUGAAGAUUUGUAUAUUAUGGUUGGCUAUAAAGAAAGUGCAAGUAUCCCACUCACACGAGUGGGUAACGGUCCGUAUCAUGUUUUUUUUAAAGCAAUACAUUAUAAUGUCCAGUUUCUACAGUUAGAGGUGAGGCUUCCCAAUGAAAACAUCAUUUCCUAUUUCAAAGGCUCUCCCAUUUUUCAAAACUUGAUCCACCUUAAGUUAAUGUUUGUUCACUUCUAUGGCUGGAAUGACUUAAUGGAUGUGCUCCAGAAUUGUCCUAACCUUGAAAUUCUUUUAAUUGAUGAGAUUUUCCCCAAAUACGCCCAAAACGGGUUUCACGAAUGUUCGUGGGCAUUGAGUAUCAGCAGCACAUCAUUGACAAACUGGAAAUGUCCAAAUUCUGUUCCUGAAUGCAUUUCAUCUCACCUCAGAUCUUGCACCAUAAGCUAUGAUGGUAUGCCAGAUUCACUUCGAUUUGCAAAAUAUAUUUUACAGAAUGCUCGAUGUUUACAAGUCAUGACAGUCAAAAGUAAAAAGUCAACCGAUUCAGUUUACCAUCGGGAAAAAUUAGAUAAACUAAACUUUUGUCCAACGAUUUCACCCUUUUGUAAACUAUCGGUAGGAUUGUUCUAGUUUUCCAGAUAUGUGUGGUUUACAAGCAAUCGACAAUGCCUAAGAAUAGUGUUGAUAUUUAAGUUGCUUGGUGCUGAAGUUAUCUUGAUGCCCAUGUUUAGUUUAU